Messenger RNA from Fusarium venenatum, 1491 nucleotides. Its product is annotated as transcription factor Tfb2-domain-containing protein. Gene Ontology annotation, biological process: nucleotide-excision repair. Gene Ontology annotation, cellular component: transcription factor TFIIH holo complex; transcription factor TFIIH core complex. Gene Ontology annotation, molecular function: ATPase activator activity; double-stranded DNA binding. Lineage: Eukaryota; Fungi; Ascomycota; Sordariomycetes; Hypocreales; Nectriaceae. The record is from RefSeq and is a predicted model, not a curated record.
AUGUCAGUCAAUCCAGCGCCGUCGCUGCAGCUUGCAGAGUACCUCGAGAAGCUGCCCGGCACAACCUUUAGAAAGCUCUAUCAGCAGCCCUCUACUGCCUUUGCUAUCUUCCGUCGCAUGCUGCCACACCUUGCAAAGACCUUUGUAAUGCGAAUCCUCUACUCCCCGAAACCAAUUCUCCUCAGCGACCUCGAUGACUGGGUAAAACCCAGUGCCAAACGCCAAAAAGAUCAAGCUCUCUCCAUCCUGCGCGUCCUACACAUCGUACAAAUCUCGACACCCUCCAAGGAACGACCCCAGGAGAUGCAGCUCACGACAAACUUUAAAAUCGCCCUCCGACUCGCACUUUCCGGCGGCGGCUCACACAACUCCUUCGGCGUACCGUCCACACUACAAAUCCCCCCCGAAAUCGAUAUCACUUUCCUCGACCGCUACGCUAGAAAGAAGUGGGAAGACAUUCUGCAUUUCGUUGUUUCGAGUGUGGGCUACAAAAGCGCAGGCGAAUCUUCUGGACCGAAUAAGAGCGUGAAAGAACUCCUCGUCGCAGGCCGUCUGGUUGAUCGAAGACCCAGCGGCGCUAUUGGCAUUACUCAGGCUGGAUUUACGUUUCUGCUACAAGAGGCGAAUGCACAAGUAUGGACGCUUUUGCUCCUUUGGCUCGAAGCUAUGGAUGUCAACAAAAUGGCCGGUCUCGAAGCUACAGAUAUGCUCUCUUUUCUCUUUGUCCUCGCCAGUAUGGAACUCGGUCGAGCAUACGACACGAAUGCGCUUACAGAGCAGCGCAAAAACAUGCUCCCUUCCCUCGUCGAUUUCGGUCUUAUAUAUAUCCCCAACCACAAGCGCUCCAUGUUCUUCCCUACACGACUCGCUACGACACUCACAUCCAGCGGAAACAGUCUUCGAAGUAUCAGCGACGGUGUAGCAGCCGCCACGGCAGCAGCACUUCAACCAGGCCAAACCCGCGCGCCGGGAAGCAGCGCGACAGGAUCCAGCAAUGAGCAGCGCGGCAGUGUAAUCAUCGAAACCAACUACCGAAUCUACGCCUACACGCAAUCAACACUACAAAUCGCCGUUCUAGCACUCUUCACCAGACUCCAAAUGCGUUUCCCCGACAUGGUAGCCGGACGAAUCUCACGACAGUCAAUCCGCCAAGCCAUCAAUUUCGGUAUCACAGCUGAACAAAUCAUUUCAUACCUCUCAGCUCACGCACACGAUCAAAUGCGCCGCACAGCCGCGCUGAACAACAAACCUGUUCUUCCCCCCACGGUAGUCGAUCAAAUCCGUCUAUGGCAGCUUGAAAACGAACGUAUGAAGACGACAGGUGGUUUUCUAUUUAAAGACUUUGAGGAUCACAAGGAGUAUAUGGCAGUGGCAGGAUUCGCGGAGGAAGUGGGCGUUUUGGUAUGGCGUAAUGAUGUCAAGGGCAUGUUCUUUGCGAGCAAGCAUGAGCAGAUCAGGGAUUAUCUGCGUAUUCUAAAGAAGGCUGGGUGA